This is a messenger RNA of Cyclospora cayetanensis, 1302 nucleotides long. Its product is annotated as polyhomeotic-proximal chromatin protein. The transcript has 7 exons. The coding region runs from base 1 to 1302 and encodes 433 amino acids. NCBI's taxonomy places the organism in Eukaryota, Apicomplexa, Conoidasida, Eucoccidiorida, Eimeriidae. The record is from RefSeq and is a predicted model, not a curated record.
AUGAUUUCCUCCGUUUUUCACCCACAGGAACAAAUGAAACCUGGAGCCUCGCUCCUAAACCAGAGCAGGCCCCACCCUCAGGAGGUUAUUGUCUCUGAGAAAAUCAGGCCUUUGAACACCGCCAAUGCAAUUGAGGCAGGCUUACCUGUCCUGGUGCAGCAUUCCUCCUCUAUGAUGGCUGCUCAACCCGCAGGGCGACUUAUCCCCACCAAUGUGCGGCCACCCCAGUGCCUCGCGGCAGCAGCGGUUGGCAGCGCCUACAUCCCCCCUGCACUCACUGGCUCUCCCUUCUUUCACGCAGCGCCAUCGGCGCCACCGUGCAUAUCCCGAAAUCCAAAGGCCCCUACCCUUGCUGCCCUGACACACCGGCUGGGAGCUCCGAUAUUCUCAGAGGAGGCAGCAGAGAUCAAAAACUGCGCCGGGUUCGACGGUCAAUCAUCCGAGCAGCAACAGCAGACGGAAGCAACAAUGAGUAAUGGCACGCGGCUUAGAGGUUUGAGCCCGAUUCAAACAGGUGUCUCUUGGCCCCCUCCGAACUCUGUGUCUGUGGACUACGGCAAUGUACGCAGUGCCAUGGAUGCCGCGGGCACGGCGCUCGCGGGCAUGAGCUGCGUUCUGCCAACAAACAACGGCAGCGGAGGUCUCUCUGUCAUCUCCGUUCCCAGUCACGACGCGCCGUUGUACAACAAAGUAGCAGAGGAUCUCUCGCGAUCUCUUAAAGCGAUGGGCUGCUUCUCCGUCGCAAACAAGACGGCCGCCGCCCUCAGCAAGCAAUUGCUGGGGUCCACAAAAAAAAGGGAGCAAGAGAAACAGAAGCAGCAGGCGGAUGCAGCAGCAGCAGCAGCUGCUGCUGCCGCAGCGGCGGAAGCGGCCAGUGAGAGGGAACGACUGGCUAGAGAGGCAGAGCAGAGGGCUAAAGAAGAGGAGGACGCUCGUAAGCAGCUGCAAGACAUGGAUGUAUCCCAGCUGCUUUGUUUGGCGGGACCCUCUCCUGCACAGAUCAGGGAGCAGCGCGAACGCGAGGCGGCCAUGUGGAGAGAGCAGCAUGUGCUACAGCAACAGCAGCAACAACAAAUAGAACAGCAACAGCCGCCGCAAGAGUUCAUAGCUAGAUUGGCGCUUGCUUGUGUUGCAACAGAGUAUCCUACGGGUGAGAUUUUCCAACAAGCAGACAGGGAAAGCCUGCGGCAGCAAAUCUUGAUACAGGAGCAACGCAUAGCACAGCUGCAUCAGCAGCUAAUGGAACAUCAGGAAGCGAGGGAGCAGCAGAGAAGAAGAGAACAACAACAGCAAGAGCAGUAG